This is a messenger RNA of Hyalella azteca, 3159 nucleotides long. Its product is annotated as glutathione S-transferase 1-like. Bases 523 to 1242 code for a protein of 239 amino acids. The record is from RefSeq and is a predicted model, not a curated record. Gene Ontology annotation, biological process: glutathione metabolic process. The transcript has 6 exons. NCBI's taxonomy places the organism in Eukaryota, Metazoa, Arthropoda, Malacostraca, Amphipoda, Hyalellidae. Gene Ontology annotation, molecular function: glutathione transferase activity.
UCCUCUGGUCAGUGGCAUCCUAGGCUCCUUCUGAGUCAGUGUCCUUCACUCCUCCUCCUGCGCUCCUUUGUUUCACCUCCUGCCAUGCUCUCGACGUAACUCUUUCAUUUCCCUGCGACGGUGACAGUAAAUUUUUCCAUAUUUUUUUUUGCUGACAUUCGCCUUCAAGCAUCUGAAAAGGCCCCAGAGCAAGAAAUAUAGUGAUACGCGUGAACCAAGGGCCAAAAUUGUCUAGUAAACGUGUAAGAAAUUCAUGAUUUCAGUUAACGUCUUAUGAGUAUGUGAACCUACAAGUGCUGUGAAUUUAGAUUAUUUUAUAACUACUUCAUGAAAUACAAGUAUAUAUAAUUUCAGAGGCCCAUAAAAAGCUGUACACGUGCUCUGAGCACUCACCACCCGACAGAGAGAGCAAGUGUGAGCGCAAUAAAUUUAUUGUGAACUGUGACAGGCCGAUCAUUUAGAGCAGCCGAGCCCGUGACACCUUGCCGGCAUACUUGAUUAUAAAAUUAAGAAGCGCAAGAGAUGGCGUGGCUGAGUACCGAGUUCUACUUCUACAAGGCGUCGGCGCCGUGCAGGGCGGUCUGGAUGACCAUUAAGCACCUCAAGGUGGAGGUCGACGAGAAGGAGGUGGACCUCCUCAAGGCGGAGACCAAGAGACCUUGGUUCCUCAGACUUAACCCCCAGCACUGCGUGCCUACGCUCAGCGACCAAGGCUAUGUUAUCUGGGAGAGCCGCGCCAUCAUGCAGUACUUGUGCAACAAGUACUGUACCCCGGAGAACCAACACCUCUACCCUACAGAGCCUGAGCAGCGAGGCACCGUCGACCGGCUGCUCUUCUUCGACAUGGGCACACUUACGUAUGCCAUCAAAGAAUACUUCAGACCUAAGCAGUUCGAAGGGCUUCCACCCGACGCCGAAAAAGAGAACCUGCUGAAGCAGAGCCUGGACUACCUGGACGGGGUGCUGGAGACGGUGGAGGGCGGCUAUCUGACGGGGGACAAGCUCACCAUCGCGGACCUGGCAGUGCUUGCGUCGCUGACGGAGCUUGACGCCAUGGGAUAUGCCUACAAGUGCUAUGGCAACGUCACGCGCUGGUCCAAUAAGCUCAGGGAGCAGCUGCCGUACUACAAGGACUGUUGUCUGCAGGGCAUUGAGAUGACCAAGGCUAGAAUCAAGCAGGUCGAAGAGGACCUCAAGAUACAGGCAGAGAAGGAGCGUAAAGCCUCCUCGGGCAAGAAGUGAAGGCCUUCUUAACACUUCACAUUUUCUAUGAGGCUUACAGCCAAAGUUUCCAUUCUGUGGAAAUAUUCGCGUGUAUGAGGCUACUUGGUUAUUACGACGCGUGGGGCUCAUAGAUUUUUGCUUUUGAUUUUCUCAUUUUUAGUUGAUGGACGUUAAAGCAUUUAGAACUUGGUUCUACCUUAUUAUUAAGUGUUCAUGAGAUUAUUUCUACCUUUCCCGCCUCAUCGCUGAAAUUUUCUGUUACCGGACCGUCAGCCAUGUUGGAACUAAACCGUUUUAAUUACUUUAAAUAAGCAGCAACUUGAGGAGGUUCUUUACUGAACUUCGUUUUUCAAAUUCUACUCCUAGAAAACAAGAAAAAAAGUUAUGCCUACUUUGAAUCACCAAUAAUUUUUGAUGCAUAUGAGACGAUUCCCAGGGCGGCCGCUAUUUUCUUCCAGCUUCGCAUAGUGAUGCUCGAGGCAUUGUUGCUGAGACUUAAACAAAUGUUAUUUAAUGAAUGGGAAAGUGGUAUUUUUAAGGAUCUGUGUUGAUUAUAGGUGUUAAUGGUGUGUCUUUGGUAAAGUGCCUUCGCUACUAGCCUGUUUCAGUGUUGGUUGAGAGAAACGGUAUAAUAUUACGUGUAUCAAUAUUUAUUUGUCUAUAAUACUCAGCUCGGUGUUAGCGUGCCUUCAUCCUGGAUGUCUCAAUAAGCCAACAGCUGUAACGCUAAUUUUACUCCCAGGAAAGCAAGUUGAAAAAAAAUUAAUGUCCGCUAGUGUUAAUAUCAAUAAGAUUAGUAUUUUCUAUUAAAUUUCAUUAAUACAUGAAAAAAUCUAUUCAAUUAAGUGAUUAAAAUUAGCCAAAUUGUACAUUAUUCGAUGUAUUGGAUCAUUUUCCACUUUCAAACUUUUGUUUAUGGGGUUUCAAUCAUUGGGCUUCUCGUGUGUUCAUUUCUGAAUGAUAUUUUUGGGUUGCAAACCAUUGGGCUUUUUUUGUGUGCAUAUCUGAAUGAUAUUUUGGGGUUUUCAAUCAUUGGGCUUUUUUUGUGCGCAUAUCUGAGUGAUAUUCUUUUGUUUGUCAAUCAUUGGUCUUUUCGUGUGUGCAUAUCUGAGUGAUAUUUUUGGGUUGCAAAUCAUUGGGCUUUUUUGUGCGCAUAUCUGAGUGAUAUUCUUGACUCCACGUGCGCUCUUGUGUUAAGGAAUUGUUUGUAUCGUCCAGAACAGCGAGGUUGCGGCUCGCUAUCUGAGGCAGAGCUCCAAAAGACUGUGUGCUUCCUCAUUCUCCUUGCCUUCCCUUGCUUCAAGAAAACUACUGUACUCGAAUAGUAUUUGUAUUUAUCGAUGAUCUGGACCAAAAAUAUCGUUAUGAAGCUUGAAUCGUAAUUAGACGGAGACUUACUUCGUUAAGUUUGAUCGAAAUUCGAAUUGAACACUCGUAUUUUAUUAUGUUUCUACAUAACAUCACAUACGUCAGUUAUCGAAAAAAAAACAAGGCCUGCAGGGUGAGUUUAUUGAACCCAUAUUGUCGGGGUUAGCGAAUCAACUUAAGAGAGUUUGGAGCAUUUCCAGUCAAGGCCCCCAAUCGAAUUUCAGAAAUGACAUGAAUAAGAUUGAAUUUCUUUUCAUUUCCUGAAAUAAGAGUUUGCUCAAAGCCGAGAAGCAAAUGAUUUGAUGCGGUAAUUAUAAAUAAAUAAAUUCUGACAAGGAUCCACGUUUCAUCGAAAUGCAAACCCAGCUAAUUUUGUCUUUGAUUUAAAAGCUUACAAACAGAGCUUAUACAAGUGGCUUACUGUGACCAAAAGAGCAAUUUCACUGCAUUCUGGCCGUAUAUAUUAAAAUGAGAGCUUGUUAGAGCUGCACCCAUACCUAUUGGUGAGUUUAAGUACUUGUUUAAGGUUAGAUUAUACUUGUUUCGCUAAAUAAACGAAUAAUUCUA